This is a messenger RNA of Eucalyptus grandis, 3734 nucleotides long. RefSeq lists its product as uncharacterized. The coding region runs from base 442 to 2961 and encodes 839 amino acids. NCBI's taxonomy places the organism in Eukaryota, Viridiplantae, Streptophyta, Magnoliopsida, Myrtales, Myrtaceae. The transcript is spliced from 4 exons. The record is from RefSeq and is a predicted model, not a curated record.
UAUCAUCUCGUCUUGUCUUCUCUGUCGCACGAGUUUCUGUUCAACACAAAGGCAGUUGCCAGGUCGCCAAGCCACAGCCACAUCGCUUCGGCGUGCAGGAAGAGAGUACAAGAUCUUGGUCGGGCAAUCAAGAAAGCUUGUUGAUUGAACUUUUAGAAGUAAAUUAGCGGACGAAAAUAGGAAUUUUGAGCAAGAGAAACUUCCGGGAAAGUUGGCAAUAGAAGCUGCUUAACCUUUCUUUUGCUAGAUCCAUUAAUUUCCUUCCCCCCUGCCCCCCCUUAUAGAGCCAUAGCUGCUGUUUCUCAUCCCAAUCCAGGAAAUUCAUAAACAGAAAUUUUGCAAAUCAAAUACAGGUUCCAUCGAACCGCUAGAUAGAAGCUUUUCCUCAGCUGCUUUGAUGUGCAGGGAAGCGCCUGUUUCUGAGCCACUCCAGACUGCGAAAUGAAGUUCAAGAAUUCCGCUGAAGGUCAAAGAAGCAUUCAUCUGGAUAUUCCUUCGCUUCAGAUGAAAAAUGAAGCCACAAUUUCACCCGCGACAAUCUUUGAGCCGCAAACUAGUGCUGAUAGGAGAGACGGAAGCAGCGGAAACUCCGUUCCCCCCAAACUGCCGGCUGUUCCAGCCCCGGAGAAAAAGCUGACUCUGUUUGCUCUCCGCCUUGCGGUUCUCGAAAAAGCAGCCACUGGCCUUGGAACCCUUGGUUUCAUCUGGGCCACGGUUGUACUCCUAGGGGGUUUUGCAAUUGCCCUAGACAAUACCGACUUCUGGUUCAUCACCAUCAUUUUAUUAAUUGAAGGAGCUCGAAUAUUCAGCAGGAGUCAUGAGCUGGUAUGGCAACACCAAUCCACUUGGUCAAUAGCUGAUGCCGGAAUUAGCAGCUUCCGAAAGCUCAGAUUGAGCUCUAGAGCUCUAGUUGAAUCCGUGAAGGAUAUGUUGAGUCCCGUAAGCUCUGGUACGAGUAAGCCAACUCAACACAGCAGGGAAAUUUCCGAAACUACAGAGGCAACAAACGCUAGAGUGCAGAAAUUGCAAAGGAGGCCGACCCGGAUUUGGACUUCUUCUGAAGUUCCUAUCGUAUCUUAUGCAGGGUGGGUUUUCAUUUCUGAAAACGUCAGCAAGAUUCUCUAUUGGCUCCAGCUCUUAUCUGCGAUAGCCUGUGUUGUGCUCUCAUUGGUGAAGCUCAUCGAGCACAACUAUGGCCCAGUAUCUAAAGAAGAGACGGACAAGAGAAACCGGAAAGCUUCUCUGACUAUCUUUUAUGCCUCGGCUUUGGCAGAAGCUCUAGUCGUCCUGACAGAGAAACUUUACUGGGAGUGGAAGAUAGUCAUCUGUAAGCUUCUCGAAGAGGUGAACGAGGAUUGCGAUCUGGGGGCCUCAGGUAUGAUCUCAACUCGGAGAUUUUUCUAUGACUCCUACUCGAGAUGUAUUAAUGGGAGCAUUUUUGAUGGCCUGGGAAUGGAUAUGGUCACUUUUGCAAUGGAUCUGUUAUCUUCAAACUGGCUGGAUGAGCAGCUCAUUGGAGCCAGGAUUCUUCACCAGUUCUCUAUGAAAGAACAGUUUUCAAAUGACACGCUUCAGAAGAUCGGAACAACUCUGCCAGUUAUAGAGAGACUGGUGGAGAUCUUAAACUGGAAAGACCCACGAGAGGAAGAAAUCAGGCUAGCAGCUGCAGAAAUAGUUUCGAAAUUAGCCGGGAAAAAGCAAAACUCCCUUCGGGUCACUGGAAUACCUGGGGCUGUGGAGUCGAUAUCAUCUCUUCUCCAGACAAACAGAAGCCCCAGUUCUGCAGCAGACGAAAUUGGUGAAAAGAAAAUCAUCUUUGACCAGGAAGACUACGGAUACUGGACUUUCAAUAAUUUGGGACUUCUCAUUCUGAAGAAACUGGCCCGUGACCAUGAUAACUGUGGAAAAAUUGGAAACACAAGGGGCCUUCUCCCUAAAAUCAUAGAUUUCACUCAUGCUGAUGAAAGAAUGUUGAGGGACUCAAGUGUCACCACAUCGCAGGUUUUAAAUGUUAAGAGGUCCUUACAGCUUACGAAGAGGCUGGCAAGCACAACGGGCACCACAGGGAAAAUCCUCCGGAGAGAGAUCUCUGAAAUAGUCUUCACUAUAAGCAACAUAAGAGAUAUUCUACGGUGUGGAGAGAAGCGACCGGAACUGCAGAAACUAGGGAUUGAGAUCCUUACCAGUUUGGCACAAGAAGUCGAUGUAUCAGAGCGAAUAGGAGAGACCGGUGGAGUUCUGAACGAACUGUUAAAGAUUUUCUUCCAAGGAGGAGUAGUGGAAGAUCAAAGGGAUGUAAGGAUGGUGGCUGGAGAAGCCCUGGCAAUGCUGGCAUUCGAAAGCACGAGCAACUGUCAUCGAAUUUUGAAGUUGAAUGUUGUGGAGAGGCUCGUACAAGCAUUGGAGGUUCCGCUUCUUCGUGUUAGUGCUGGAAGAAUUUUGAGGAAUCUGUGCACCUACAGCGGAUCAGAGUCCUCCAACCAGCUAAAGGGAGUAACAGCAGCGGCACCGAUAGUUCUCAAAGCAAUCAUGUCAGAAACAGGCAAACUUCAAGAGGUGAUGGUUGGGCUAGCGACGCAUGCUUUCAGGUUCAUGACAGCAGAAGAAUUGACCGCCAUCUUUAAGAGGGCGGAGUUUAGAGAAGCCAAAUUAGCUCGCACUUUGGUCGAGAUCCUGAGGAGCCACCGGAACCCACAUAUAAAGGUGCCAAGAAUGAGAAGAUUUGCUAUCGAGCUAGCAAUCUGGAUGAUGAGAGAGAAAUCAACAAAUGUGCAGAUCUUCAGGGAUCUGGGCAUGGAGGAGGAGCUUGAAGGAGUUUUGGAUACGACAUCAGAGCUAGAGAGCUUCAAUAUUUUCUCUGGCAGCAUCGGACUUCGCAGACACAGCACGACCAUUCACUCACUUGUUGAGACCGCACUUAUGCUGCUGAAGGAUAGGUUUGAUCAACCGAUAGGUCACUGAGCAAGCGAAGUUGCCAAAUUAUCCGACAAAUGGGAAACAUGAAGGCGGAAUUUGUGCGAUUUACAGCUCACCCCAUGUACUACUUCCAAAACAUAUGCAAGAUGUGUACAUACACUUAUAAGAAAAUUGUGGAUCACAUGAUGCUAUUAAUUAAUGAUUUAAUAAAUAGUUAAUGUUAAAAAAAGUUCCGACUCUAAUGAAAGGAUACAAUCUUCAUUGAGAAGUUACCCUUUUUUCUGUUUCUUCAGAGGUCGCGGCGUUCGCAGGUAAUGCUGCUCUCCGUGUCUUCCUCCUCCGUCGCUUUUUCGCCUUAUUUUUGUUCCGUGAUUGCUCGGAGUCGCCGCCCUCAAAUUGCGAUCUUGGAGCUCACGCGAGCAGAUUGGGCUCGACGGGUUAUCGAGAACCCGUUUUUUCUUUUCUUUUUUUUUUUUUGUUGGGUUGUAUUUGGAAAUGGAAAAAGGUGGCGGGACUGCUUUGAUUAGAGCCUUAGGCGUUGAUGACGAUGCGACGAAUUUUUCAAAGGUGUUAGCAUCGACGAUUUGGUAAAUGGUCGCCGGCCUAUGCAUAUGUUGCUGAUCUUUUGUGGGGGACCGGCUGCUUGCUCAGGUUAGCUUCCCCUGCACAAAAGGAAAAAGAGAAAAGGCCUUAAUCAUGAGAUGAUAUGGAGGGAUAUAGGCGCGCUGGUUGCAUUAAAUUCUAAAAAGAUUUUUACUUUCGGGACAAGUCAUACGCCGUUUAAUUGGGCUGCGAUAAAGUCGGAAUUUUUUUGGCUG